ACCAUCUAUUCUUUUCAUGAACAUGUUAUUAUUCCUGCAGCACCCGAUCCAUGUAGCCCUAAUCCCUGUUUGCAACAAGGAACGUGUAUUUCUCUUGUCACUGAUUUCUUCUGUGUCUGCCCACCUCUAUCUACUGGCAAAACGUGUAAUGAAGUGGUUCUUCCCUGCGACUCGGAUCCCUGCCUGAAUGGAGGGUUUUGCAAGGAUGUUAACAUGCAACAAGAGCUCGUUUGUGCUUGUCAGAUGGGCUUUUCAGGAACAUUCUGCCAAAUAGACGAUCCAUGUUAUCCAAACCAAUGUCUACAGCAGGGUACGUGUACAUCUAAUGGAGAUGACUUCAUCUGUAGCUGUCCACCCUCCCACGAUGGCAAGACGUGCAGCAACUUAGUCGAUCCUUGUGUUCCCGAUCCCUGCAUUAAUGGAGGAAGGUGCAUUGAUUUGAACUUAAGAACGGAAUUCUUCUGCACCUGUGUUCCUGGAUUCAAAGGAGUACGAUGCGAAGAAGAACAAGAUCUGCCACCUACGACGGAAUCAACAACAGUUGGGAACAUGACGACUGUUUCCAGCUCCAAUUUAAGAGGCAGUGGACGGCAGCUUUUAGGCAGUGAAUUUCUCAUAUUCGUGACAGUUGUAUUGUCAAUCAUAUUCUUGAAAUUCAAAUAAAAGUAUUGAUACUAGGAAGUUACGCAACAUCUUCUUAAUAAGAAUCAGAAAAACCAAUACUGAAUU
Strongylocentrotus purpuratus (purple sea urchin) is the source of this 729-nucleotide messenger RNA. RefSeq names its product fibropellin-3-like. Bases 214 to 663 code for a protein of 149 amino acids. Lineage: Eukaryota; Metazoa; Echinodermata; Echinoidea; Camarodonta; Strongylocentrotidae. The record is from RefSeq and is a predicted model, not a curated record. The transcript has 5 exons. Gene Ontology annotation, molecular function: calcium ion binding. Gene Ontology annotation, cellular component: plasma membrane; protein-containing complex. Gene Ontology annotation, biological process: establishment or maintenance of epithelial cell apical/basal polarity; heterophilic cell-cell adhesion.